Molecule: messenger RNA, 2331 nt
Organism: Microcebus murinus (gray mouse lemur)
Lineage: Eukaryota; Metazoa; Chordata; Mammalia; Primates; Cheirogaleidae
Gene: PSMC3IP
Product: PSMC3 interacting protein
Biological process (GO): homologous chromosome pairing at meiosis; meiotic joint molecule formation; meiotic strand invasion involved in reciprocal meiotic recombination
Cellular component (GO): DNA recombinase auxiliary factor complex; condensed nuclear chromosome
Molecular function (GO): recombinase activator activity; double-stranded DNA binding
Source: RefSeq, a predicted model, not a curated record
AAGACCAGGUGUGAGAGACCCCACAGGUCCACUUCUGUUUUUCCUUUGUGAUGCCCAGAACAAUCACUAUAGUAUGAUGCCACUUCCCUCCCUCAGGGAGCCUAGAUAUGAGCAUAACUGGGACUCUUGGCUGGCAUUUAGCUUGCAGUUCCAUCGUUUCUAAAUAUGCGAAGACAAGCACGUUUCAUAGGCUAAGGAAGUUUUUGAUAGCAGAGAGUUUUAAAAAAAUAGCACCAUGCUCCUCCACUGGAUUGUUUGAGCUGCAGGGACAGCUGCUUUUCGGCCUUCAGCUGACCUCAGAAACUAGAAAUAUUUAUUUCAGGCUCUGUCCCAUUGGUCACUGUGGUCAGGAAUGGAAAGCACCUGCCAGGUGUUGCCUUGAGAUUGCCGAGAGAUUAACAAACUUCUACAAGCUUUGCGGUUUAAGAGUAACCCGCUCCCAAUCCGACCUUUCCUUGGCGUUCAAACCACAGCAGGUGUCGAGCGCCCCCUCGGUGCAAAGCUCGGUAACGGGCAAAUGAGGCGCGUGUAAACGCUCUCCGAGGCGCUAACGCUUCCUAUUUUUUCACAACCACCUACUGUAGCUACUGUACCUAUUUUACAAGUGACAAAACUAGCCGACGAAAGGGCACUGCACUAUGGGAUCAGGACACGUCCCUGUGGGUAACUAGUCCUAUGACCUUGAGCUGGUCGCUUGCCCUGCACGGGAGUUGAUCCCUGAAGUGUCUCCCCGUUCUAAAACUGGGCCUAGUUCAAGGUCAAAAGUGAUCAGCCAUGGCUGGAACUGGGUCUCGAAACUUGAAGACAUUCUUUACCACAGCCUCCGUUCCCGGGGGCAAGCAGGGGAAGGUCCAAAACCGUGCGCCCGGAGCUUGGGGAUCGGGCGCCAGGGCGCCAGGCAGAAGUGAACUACGGCGUCCGGGAAGGGUCGCUGCCGUCCCCGGGCGGGCUUCACUAGUUGAGCCAAUCACCGCUUGAGCCCGCCCCCCGUCCCCGGAAGGAGGCGUCACCCGGAGCAACUACAACGACCGGCUGAGUUUGGCGGCGGGAAAAGCCAUGAGUAAAGGCCGGGCAGAAGCUGCGGCGGGAGCCGCCAGCAUCCUCCUGAAGUACCUGCAGGAGCAGAACCGGCCCUACAGCGCCCAGGACGUGUUCGGGAACCUGCAGCGGGAUCACGGACUGGGCAAGGCGGCGGUGGUGAAGGCGCUGGACCAGCUGGCCCAACAAGGCAAGAUCAAAGAGAAGAUGUAUGGCAAGCAGAAGAUCUAUUUUGCCGAUCAGGAACAGUUUGAUAUGGUAAGUGAUGCUGACCUCCAAUGCCUGGAUGCCAAAAUCGUGGACCUCACUGCUAAGGUGCAGAGCUUGCAGCAGACCUGCCGCCACAUGGAGGCUGAGCUGAAGGAGUUAGCUAGUGCCCUGACCACACCAGAGAUGCAGAAAGAGAUUGAAGAGUUAAAGAAGGAGUGUGCUGUAUACACAGAGAGACUGAAGAAUAUCAAAGCAGCUACCAACCAUGUGACCCCAGAAGAAAAAGAGCAGGUAUACAGACAGAGGCAGAAAUACUGUAAGGAAUGGAGGAAGCGGAAGAGGAUGGCAACAGAGCUGUCUGAUGCAAUCCUUGAAGGAUACCCCAAGAGCAAGAAGCAGUUCUUUGAGGAAGUUGGGAUAGAGACAGAUGAAGAUUACAACGUCAAGCUCCCAGACCCCUGAGGCCCUCUGUUGGGACUGGGAGAUGGAAACAAGAUGUUCUGGACUGGCUACCUUGUUAGGUUGGCUUUUGUUAUGGUUGUUAUUGUUGUGCCUGCUGCUUUCCACCUUUGGUCAGGUAAACUGGAGUAUUGGGCAGAGGGAGUGUAGGCUGGUGGCCAAGAGUGGGUGAUCACGCCCAUUUCAUUGUCCAUAUUGCAAUGGCUUGCACUUAGACUUGAAACAGUGCCAAAAGAAAGCAUUUGGCAUUAUUUAUUGUAAUAUAAUUUGAUAUAAAAAUACUUAAUUUCCUCUGGAUAGUCAAGCCUCUCAGAUAUCAAACCUGAGGCAGGCAGAAAGGAGCCUGAGGGACAAGGGUACAGAGAAGCUGCUAUACACCAGCAUUUUGAGGAGCCCAGGGUUCACCCAGGACUCAUCUUGGGCUUAUAACCCAGGAGACCUUUUGAGUAUCUUCCAUAUCCCAAGUCCUGGGAGAAAUACAGGCAACACUGAGAUGAUAGAGGCCCAGAUAUACUUGACAGAAAGGCUGGGGGUGGUUUUGAGGCCCAGUUAAUUUUCCAGAAUUGUAGCUUUAACAAAGUUGCACUGUUGGUGUUUAGAAAAAUAAAAAACUUCAAAUAUGUA